Heterostelium album PN500 is the source of this 3177-nucleotide messenger RNA. RefSeq names its product IPT/TIG domain-containing protein (gene tgrI3). The record is from RefSeq and is a predicted model, not a curated record. The transcript has 6 exons. Lineage: Eukaryota; Evosea; Eumycetozoa; Acytosteliales; Acytosteliaceae. Bases 1 to 3177 code for a protein of 1058 amino acids.
AUGUCCAACUCAACUGUUGCACCAUUAGUUCCAGAACAAUGUUAUUGUGAUCCAUCUGUAGUCCUUGGUUUCUGUCACCAAGGUGGUUGCACUGCUUUCGCAGCUAUCUACUUGAUCGUUUGGUUCAUCGCCAUGGCUGAAGGUAUCAGACGUAUCGUUAUCAAUCGUCGUAACUGGAAGACCGCCAUCUAUGUCUCCAAUGUCCAAUUGACCAUCGGUGUCGCUCUCUGGUUCGUCCGUCACAUUAUGUUGUUAGCCAAAGUUACUGAACUCUACUCGAUGGCCGUCCUCCUUACUUUCGGUGUCGCUUUCUGGGUCAGUGCUUACCUCUGGAUUCUCGUUUCCUGGUGUGACAUCAUCCUCUCUGUAAACUUUAGCAAACCAAUUCAAAAGACCUUCAUCAUUGUCAAGUACGUCAUCUUGGCAUUCAACGUAUUGUUGUUCGUCGGUUGGAUCAUCGGUAACACCAUCUACUGGCCAUACUACAUCACCAAUAUCUUCUUUGGUAUCUACGGUUUCGGUAUCACCCUCGGUUUCUUUGCUCUCGGUCUCAUGAUCUGGCGUGAAUACUACAAGGUAUCUCACAUUGCCGCUCACGGACAAGCUGCCCACGACACCUACGCCAAGGUUCGUAAGGUAACCAUGUUGGCCACAUACGUCAGUAUCGCCGCUAUCAUCUUCACCAUCUGCUUGAUUGCUUCUGCCUACAAGCUUCCACACAACCCUGCUGGUGCAGUAGCCUGGAUGUUCAUCACCCGUAUUCCAUUGGCACUCUUUGUCUACACCAUGCUCGUCGUGUUGAUUCCAAACCGUCAGCAGAACCGUGUCAACAAAGACAAGGAGUGGGCCGAGAAGAUGCAACGUCUCGAGUUCUCAACCAACGCUCAAUCCAACAUGUACGAAGAGACCACACUCUCAAUGGAUACUGCCACCAUCACCAUCUCCACCGGUACCAACAGUGGUAUGAUGGAAAUGAGCUCAGCCGUCGAAACCAACAAAACUAGCAACGGUUCAAACUCCAAUACCAAUAGUGAGUCUUCACUUGGAAUUUUAAUCAAACAGGCAAACAUCGACAUCAAACAACUCCAAACAAAUCUAACAAACCAAAAAGGUUUGAAUAAUAUUAAUAGUCGUCUUCAUCAACAUUAUCAAUUAGUUUUAGUAAUUCUAUUUUUUAUAAAUAUAUCUCAAUGUGUAUAUUUUAAAGGAUAUGCAGAUAUUUUUGGACAAUUCCAAAAUGCAAAUUCAGUUUUAUUUUCUAAAGACUCUUUCGCCAGUUCCAGUGGUAUCGAAUUUCAAUUGGUCGAUGAUAUGAAUAUAAAAGUCAAUAUUAGUGAAAAUAUGGUGUCACUUGGAAUGAUCCAAGUUUGUACCAAAGGUGGUGACUGUAGUAAUAGCGCAAUUUGGAAUCCAGUUGUUAUCGAUAGAAUCAUUGGUACUCCGACAGAGGGUGGUGUUGUUAGUGUUCAAGGUCAAUAUCUACAGGGUUCCAACAGCAAGUUGAAGUUCUCAAAGACCAAUAUCAUGUUAAACAGCUCCUCAGAUUCAUCCACUGAAUUACUCUUUAAUUUCCCAACUGAGCUAGCUCAACAAUUCGAGAGUACCGAUGUAAAUGUAACCAUUCAAAUUAGAUCAACUGUUUUUUCAUCUAGAUUCUCAUUUUUAGCUCCAAAAAUUGAUACCAUUUCAAUCGACAAAGAAAGUUCAUUGGUACACCUUGAAGGUAGUAGUUUUGGUGUUAACAGUUCAUUGUUAAGUGCAACUAUCGAUGGUAUUCCAAUCCCAAUCUCGAAUAUUUCGAAAAAUUUCUAUGUUUCCUUAGAUACCAGAGGUAUUAAAGAUUAUUUCAGUUAUGCUGGUCUUAAAAAGGUUCAAUUGAAAAGAAAUGAACUAUUUUCAAAGCCAAUGGAAAUUAAAAUUAGACCUGUACCAAUGAAUAUUACAACAGUUUCAAGUGAUAUUGGUGGAUUAGUAACAGUUUAUGGUUCUACUUUUACACACUUCAGAUGGAAUAAUACUUUGGCUGAUGUAUCGAUUUGGAUCGGUGAUAUUCUAUGCAAAGAUCCACAACCUCUUUUAGCACUACCAAAUCGAUUCACCUGCAAGCUUGGUCCAGUCGCAAGAAAUAAACAAACUGCCGAUCUAGUUGUAAAGGUUAUCAUCGAUGGUGCUGAAUCAAACAAGAGUCUACUCUUUUCCUUUGAUAUCCCAGCUCUUUACUAUUCAAAGCAGAACGUUGACAUCAUCGAGUUGACCGGAGAGAGACUCGGAUUCUCCGAUGAUCUGAAUAAAACAACAGUUUAUUUCCGUGAUUUCACGUUGACUCCAUUAUCGAUCACCAUGAUAAACAACACCGGUCUCCAGUUGCUCAAAUUCAGAAUCUCCAACGCCACUGCAGUCGGUAUCUACAAAGGAAUCACCUUGAAGUUCAAGCAUAUCCUCUCGAAUCCAGUCGAUGUCAUAAUCAGUCCUGUGAUUACCGAUAUUACAUCGCCACCAACUACAGGUGGUAGAAUUACAAUUUCCGGUGUAUUCUUAAACACCAAGGAAAUCUCGAAAAUAAGCAUCAUUGGUGACGACGGUGGCAACAACAAAAACAACAGCAAUACAAAUGUAACAGAUUGUAGAUCUAUGGAGAGAGUAACACCUUACUCCAUUGCCUGUGUGGUCGGUGCUGGUAGUGGAGGAAACAUUCUAAUCAACGCAAGCAUGAAGGGACUAUCGAUUGCUCACAGCUUCAGCUAUCAAUCGCCCAGCGUUCACUCCUCCACUACAAUCAAUUUCUUUGGAGGUCAAGUCACAGUUUUCGGUGAUAAUUUCGCACCAAAGAAUCUCAGUGUUACCAUUGGCGAGAUUGAAUGUACCGAUCCCAGACUCGUAUCGGCAGAAGUUCUGGUGUGUUCGGUCGACCAGAAAACAAUACCAUCGCCAGUACCAAUCGAUGUCCAGAAUGUCACGGUCACAGUCAAUGGCUUGGUUGGAAGCGCAUCUGUAUUCACCUAUAUCCAACUACCCACUAAAUCACCACUCGACAAGCAAUUGAAGCAACUCGCUUGGGUCAUUCCUAUCGGAGCUGUUGCAGUUGCAUUUGUAAUUCUAACAACUAUUAUUUUGUCAGUAAGAAUGUAUAGACAGCACCUAAAGAAGAAAGCUGUAAAGCAUUUCUUAGAAGCAUAG